AUGGGUUUAAUAUUAUAUUACGCCCCCAAUAUGAUUAGACCGAUUGUUCCUCUUUCACUUUCCCGAUAUUUCAAACUGGAUAUUGAAUGCAAAGAUAUCUCAAAAGAGGAAGGCAAUUUCAGCAAAAUAUUCCCAUUGAAAUUGACACCAACGCUAUAUGAUGAAACAAGUGGUUGGAGAUUAACUGAAGCUAUUGCAAUUAACAAUUUUUUAAUCAAAACGGCAAGUGAACAACCAGAUUCAAAUUUCAAGAGCGACACUUUAUUAGGGUGGUGUAUUAAAUCCGAGAGUGAAAUAUUGAGAUGGGAAUCUAUGGCGGUUAGUGAUUUUUUAAAUUGUGAGAUUGAUGUGAUUGCACCAAACAUUGGUUUAAGGCCACCUGACGAAAAGAAGCAAGACAUUGCGGUAGCAAGGUUAAGCAAGAUAUUAGAUAUAUAUGAGACGCAGUUACAUAUGAAUAAAGGGUUUUUAGUAGGGGAUCAUGUUACUUUGGCAGAUUUAGUUACAGCCAGUUGUUUUUAUUUUGGUUUUAAAUUUUAUUUUGAUUCUGAAUGGAGGAAGGACUAUCCAAAUAUUGUAAACUGGUAUAAUCAAACUGUAAAAACACCCUAUUUUAAUGAUUUCUUUAAAGAUACCAAAUUAUUAGAAAAAAGAGAAUUUUGA
Arxiozyma heterogenica is the source of this 663-nucleotide messenger RNA. RefSeq lists its product as uncharacterized. Lineage: Eukaryota; Fungi; Ascomycota; Saccharomycetes; Saccharomycetales; Saccharomycetaceae. The transcript has a single exon. Bases 1 to 663 code for a protein of 220 amino acids. The record is from RefSeq and is a predicted model, not a curated record. Gene Ontology annotation, cellular component: cytoplasm; nucleus. Gene Ontology annotation, biological process: translational elongation.